AUGGCAGAAUCACUGCUUCUCCCUGUGGUGCGCGGCGUGGCCGGCAAGGCCGCAGACACUCUGGUCCAGACCGUGACCCGCAUGUGUGGCCUCGAUGAUGACCGCCAAUCGCUGGAGCGCCAUCUGCUAGCCAUCGAGUGCAAGCUGGCCAACGCGGAGGAAAGGAGCCAGACGAAUGUCUACCUCAAGAGCUGGAUGGAGAAGCUCAAGGCCAUCACCUACGACGCUGACGACGUCAUCGACAAUUUCCAGUACAAGGCACUGCGCCGCAAUGCUCAGAUCGGCAAUUCCAACCCCCGCACGAUACUCGACUAUGUCACCCACCACAGUCCACUGCUCUUCCGUUUCGCCAUGAGCGGGAAGCUUAAGUCUGUCCUCGAGAAGAUCAAUAACUUAGUGGAGGAGAUGAACAAGUUUGGCCUUGAGAAUUCUGUCCAUCGAGAGGAGCCGCAAUAUCGUUGGCGGCAGACGCACUCCAGGCUGGAUGAGUUUACCAAGAUAUUUGGAAGAGACCAUGAAAAGGAUGGGGUGGUGAAGGUGCUGCUAGACCAACGAGAUCAGAGGAAGGUGCAAGUGCUGCCCAUCUUUGGUAUGGGAGGUCUUGGCAAGACGGCACUUGCUAAGAUGUUGAAGAUAUGGCACUGUGUGUCAGACAAUGUUGAUAUUAUUUCUCUUCUGAAAUUCGUCAUUCAAUUGGCUAUUAAUGAUUUGCCAGGAAAAGAAAAAGGAAAAGAAUUGGCUACAAUUGGAAGUUGGUAUUUGUCAGGAAGCAUCGAACUAUUGCAGAAGAAACUUGAAGAAGUCAUGGGUCGGAAAAGAUUUUUACUUGUUCUCGAUGAUGUAUGGAAUGAAGAGAAGAGGACAUGGGAUGAUGAAUUGAAGCCACUAUUGUGCUCUGUUGGCGGACCAGGAAGUGUUAUAGUGGUCACGUGUCGAAGUAAGAAAGUGGCCUCUAUAAUGAGCACCGUUAAGCCCCAUGAGCUAGCAUUUUUGAGUGAAGAAGAUUCAUGGGAACUCUUUUCGAACAAAGCAUUUAACAAUGGUGUAGAAGAGCAAGUAGAGUUAGUUACCAUCGGAAGACGUAUAGUCAAUAAAUGCGGGGGGUUGCCUCUUGCUCUCAAGACAAUGGGUGGAUUGCUGAGUUCGAAGCAACUAGUGCCAGAAUGGAAGGCCAUCGAAGAGACUAACAUUGGGGAUAAUAUUGGAGGCAAACAUGAGGUCAUGCCCAUACUAAAGUUAAGCUACAAGCACUUGUCAUCUGAAAUGAAGCAAUGCUUUGCACUCUGUGCACUUUUCCCCAAAGAUUAUGAGAUGCAGAAGGAUAUGUUGAUUCAACUAUGGAUAGCAAACGGCUUUAUUCAAGAAGAGGGAACAAUGGAUUUGACACAAAAAGGCGAAUUCAUUUUCCAUGAGCUGGUUUGGAGAUCCUUCCUCCAAGAUAUGAAAGUGAUAGUAAAAUCUAUGUUCUUUUAUGAUACCACGGAACAUGAGACAAUAGUUAAAGUCGAAAAGAUCAUUGGGUUCUUCGAUAGCAAAUCAUCUCUGCGCACUUUGUUAGCUCCUUCAUCAAUACACCAGGAUUUAAAACGGCUCUAUGUUGGCAGAUGGUUGGAGAGGAUGCCUCGAAACAUUGGUCAGCUGAACAACCUUCGCACACUAACAACAUUUGUUGUGGACACUACAGAUGGUUGUGGAAUUGAGGAGCUCAAAGACUUGCAACACCUUCACAACAGGUUGGAACUGCAUAACUUGAGAGACAUAAAGAGUGUAAAGCAUGCAAAAGAAGCCAAUCUCCAGCAGAAACAAUAUCUGAGUGAGCUUUUGUUCUCUUGGGGCCUUACAAUAUAUGGCGAGCCCGAAAAUGAAGGAUGCAAUGAAGAGGAAAUGUUCCAGUAUCUGGAACCACAUAUUAAGAUCCAAAUUUUGGAGUUAUAUGGAUAUGGUGGCGUGGAAGUACCACAAUGGAUGAGAGAUCCGCAGAUGUUUCAGUGCUUAAGAAAACUCACAAUUUUCAACUUGACAAGGUGUAAGAAUUUGCCUGUAGUAUGGUUGUCCCCCACACUGGAGUACUUGUCCUUAAAGAUCAUUGAUAAACUGAAGACAUUAUGUGAUAACCCUUACAUAGAAGUUGGAGGACACAAUACCCCUCUAAAGAUUUUCCCUAAUUUGAAGAAGAUGAUCUUGAAAGGGCUACUUAGUCUAGAGGGGUGGAUAGAAAACAAUGCGGGAGUGGCUAUUGAUAGCUUAGUAACAUUCCCGGUGCUUGAGGAGCUAGAAAUCGAGGACUGCCCCAAGCUAUCAAGUUUUCCACUAAGCCCUGUUCUGAAAGUCCUGAAGAUAAAUGAAUUUGACAUUGUUGGAUUACGCUCACGCCGGGAGGGGAAGGACGAGACCCCACAGAUAGACUCUCCAUGUUUGGUGGCGCUGCCUUCAAACCUUGGAGAUCUGACAAAGUUGUGGGAGCUACUGGUGCAUGACUGCAAGAGUCUGAAAGCGUUGCCUGAUGGGAUGGAUCGUCUCACUUCUCUUCGGUCAUUGACAAUCAUGAAUUCUCCAGCAAUAGAGCAACUCCCGAAUGGUCUCCUUGAGCGGUUGCCAACACUCGACUACCUAUUCAUAUGGGGCUGCCCCGAGUUGGAAUUACGAUGCAGAGAAGGUGGGGAGUAUUUCCAUCACCUGCUCCCUAUCCCACAUAAAUACAUUGCAACAGAAUCAGAACUGCAAUUCAGAAUGAGAGCACCAGAAGCAGAAUCCAGUGGAAAGAACUUUUUAAGGAGGCUCCUCCCCUGUUGUGUUCGCUCGAAGUCUGACUCUGAGUCUAACAAUAACCAAGGAUCUGCUGACUCUGAAACCUUUUGA
This is a messenger RNA of Triticum aestivum (bread wheat), 2859 nucleotides long. Its product is annotated as disease resistance protein RGA2-like. Bases 1 to 2859 code for a protein of 952 amino acids. The transcript is spliced from 6 exons. The record is from RefSeq and is a predicted model, not a curated record. Gene Ontology annotation, molecular function: ADP binding. Lineage: Eukaryota; Viridiplantae; Streptophyta; Magnoliopsida; Poales; Poaceae.